Molecule: messenger RNA, 10239 nt
Organism: Sander lucioperca (pikeperch)
Lineage: Eukaryota; Metazoa; Chordata; Actinopteri; Perciformes; Percidae
Gene: myt1b
Product: myelin transcription factor 1b
Exons: 24
Coding region: 765-4916 (1383 amino acids)
Biological process (GO): regulation of transcription by RNA polymerase II
Cellular component (GO): nucleus
Molecular function (GO): DNA-binding transcription factor activity, RNA polymerase II-specific; zinc ion binding; RNA polymerase II cis-regulatory region sequence-specific DNA binding
Source: RefSeq, a predicted model, not a curated record
UGAGAGAGAGAUUUUGAACUGGGUCUUGUGACUUUUUGCCACUGCGUUGCUUUUGGUGUGGCCAGCUCGUUGUGGCAAAAACAGUGGAGUGAAAGUAGUAGGCUAAGAGGAGAUACACUAAUAGAGUCACAAGGCAGGACAAUGAGGAACUGUGUGUGGGGCUGCUGGAGUCGCCGGGGGAGGUUUGCUACAUUUACUUUGAACUUUUUCCUGCCAGACCACUACGGCUACUUAUUUCAUUUCUUUUAGAUUGGAGACAUCUCUUCUCGGACAAUACACUCUGCUAUUAAUGUAUUUGUAAUUUUUUAACUUUAAACCCUAAAACGUUCAUUUUAAAUGCUAUGUCUGUUCCAGCAGAAUACAUUAAGGAUAAAGUGCUUUCUCGUGGCACAUGCUCAGUGGAGUUUAAGCCCCCAGGAAUAUUUUGUUUUGUGUGGCCCUGUUGUAUUGCUCUCCUUCCCACCCCUGAAAGGAAAGCAUUGUGACUUUUUUCUUUUCCUGAUUGCUUAGGUCUCAACAGAACCACUCCGACAGCAUUCUUUAAGAAAAGAGGAACUUCUUUUUUUAAAUUUUUUUUUUUAUUUUUUUAUCUCUGUUGUCCUGUCAUCGUGGCGGGUGUUCAGCUCGGCAGCUAUGUUCAAGUUUAGAGAACGUUUUGGAGAGUGAUCGCUGAACGUAUUUGAAAAAGAGUUGAGAACAUUUUGAGAAGUCCGAUUUUAACUCUGAAGUGGGAGUUUAUUCGAAGCUUUUGUCAGAAGAGGUACAUGGUGAUGUAUAGCCGUAUUCUUCAUCUCGAGCUCAAUGGGUCAUCACUAGCUGUGCUCCCACGCUCCGACCGUCACCAGGCUACGAGGGAUGGUGAAUUCUCUGAAAAAGAAAAUGAGUUCCGGGGCGAGCUGGUGAACCAGCGGUGGACACGAGGCGAGAGGACCAGCAGCCGCUGCCAGGCCUCCCAGAGACUGCAGAGCCGUCGACCAAUCAUGAUGAGUGUAGAGGGUGACGACAAGCGAACUCGCACUCGGUCCAAGGGAAUCAGAGUUCCUAUUGAGCUCGUAGGACAAGAGCUGAGCUGCCCCACCCCUGGAUGCAAUGGCUCUGGCCAUAUCAGUGGGAGAUACUCACGACACAGAAGCAUUCUGGGUUGCCCCAUAGCCAGAAAGCGCCGUCUAGAGGAAGCAGAGGCCGAGCAGGAGCACGAGCAGGACGCAGAGCAUCCUGCCUCCAAGAGGAGGUCCCACCCCCUGAAACUGGCCCUGGACGAGGGCUUCAGCGCGGGAAGCGACAGCGGCAGCGAGGCCGAGGGCGAGAAGGAUGGAGAGAAAGCAGGAGAGACCAGGGAGGAGGAGGAGGAGGAGGAGGAAGAGAGGGAGGCUGCUGCAGAGGAGGAGAGACAGGAGAUGACAGAAGACCUGACGCAGGAUGGACAGACAAAUGGACAGGAGGAGACACAGAUGGAGGAGGAAGAGGAGAGGGAAGAAGAAGAGACAUAUCAGAAGGAGGAGAACACAUUCGCAGCUGAUGAAGAGGAGUGUGUGAUCAUCGAGCCUGAGCUCGGAGCAGCGCCGCCCGCAACCAAGAAGUGUCAGUCUCACUCCCAGUGCACCGAAGAGGUGGCCAACUCUCUCCUCCACCUCGGCCGAGUCUCCGACAACAGUGCUCCAACUGUGGCCGUUCAGCAGCCUGUUGCUGUGGAGACGGAGGAGGAUGUCGCUGUGGCAGCGGAACAGGGUGAAGAAGUAAAGGACCAUCAGGAGGGGGACAUGAAUGAGGGGCAAGAGGAGGAGGAGGUGGAACGCAGAGUUCAAGUACUGGAAGAGUCAUCUGUUCUGCAGAAGGAGGCAGCUGAAGUGGAGGAAGAGGAGUUGGAGGAGGAGGAGGAGGAGGAGGAGGAGGUAGAAGAUGAGAAAGAGUGCCCAGCAAGGAGUAACCAUGUGAUCCAGGAGAACCACCAAUAUCUGCCCGAAGAUGUCCGCCAUGAACAAAACAAGGAAGAAGAGGAGGAAGAGGAGGAGGAGGAGGAGGAGGAAGAGAUGGCAGCGCCAGCACAGCAAAGGCGGGGCACUCCAGCAGAAGAAGAGGAGGAUGAAGAGAGAGAUGAAGAGGACCACCGGGAGGUGAACCACAUUCUGCCCAUUUCUGACGCGCCAACUGUCAUCCGCACCAUCACCAGCACCGCCGCAGCUCAGGGAACACACAUCACGGCUGGAGACCACAGGGCCAGUCCUCUGGAGGACUACAACUCACACAGGGCGAGUCCCCUUGAGAACUACAACACCAACAGAGCCAGUCCACUCAACAAAUAUGACUCUCAUAAACCUAGCCCGCUUCAAAACUACAAGGCCAGCCCUCCUUUAAGCUACAGCUCUCACAGGGCCAGUCCGCUGGAGGAAUACAUAACCAGCCUUCGACGAGAGAACUAUAAAAUCCACAAAGCCGCGUCCUCAGCCUCUCCUGACAUUAUCGAGGUGCGAUCAGACAGGUCCGAGGAGAGAGACUUUGACGACGUGGACGGGGACGACGUGGACGGGGACGACGAGCGCGACGACGAAGACAGCCUGUCACAGCGCUCCACGGUGACGGACGAGUCAGAGAUGUUUGACAUUACCCGAGGGAACCUGGGCCUGCUGGAGCAAGCCAUCGCCCUGAAGGCAGAGCAGGUGAAGCCAGCCGGGCCCAGAGAGCUGCUCCGCGCCCCAGAUAUCCACCACCAGCGAUACUUCACCAUGGAUGACAGGCCCAAGCACCUGGACGUCAUCCGCAAGAGCUACUUCAGCAAAGAGAGCAGUAGGCCAGAGAAGAGGGAGAUCAAGUGUCCCACCCCUGGGUGUGAUGGGACGGGUCACGUCACUGGUCUUUACCCCCACCACCGCAGCCUGUCAGGCUGUCCGCACAAGGACAGGAUCCCCCCGGAGAUUCUGGCCAUGCAUGAGAAUGUGCUGAAGUGUCCAACCCCCGGCUGUACCGGUCAGGGCCAUGUUAACAGCAACCGUAACACACAUCGCAGUCUUUCUGGAUGCCCCAUUGCUGCUGCAGAGAAGCUGUCCAAGGGCCACGAUAAGCAGCUUCUCUCUCAGCCAGGCGCCGAGCACCUCAAAGGAAGUCCCAAUGACAGAGUGUUAAGGCCCAUGUGCUUUGUGAAGCAGCUGGAGGUGCCCCAGUAUGGCAGCUACCGGCCCAACAUGGCGCCCGCCACGCCUCGCGCCAACCUGGCCAAGGAGCUGGAGAAGUACUCCAAGGUGUCCUUCGAUUAUGCAGCCUUCGACGCUCAAGUGUUCGGGAAGCGCAUGCUUGCUCCAAAGAUGCCCACCAGCGAAACGUCACCCAAAGCCUUCAAAACUAAGCCCUCAUUCCCCAAGUCCCCGUCGCCCAGCCUCAGUCUCCAUGGUUACGGGAAGAGCUCCUCCUUGGCCUACGACUACUCCCACGAUGCCGAGGCCGCUCACAUGGCUGCCACUGCCAUCCUGAACCUGUCUACACGCUGCUGGGAGAAACCUGAGAACCUCAGCACCAAACCCCCAAACAAGGAAAUAAACAUUGAGGUGGACGAGAACGGCACCCUGGACCUGAGUAUGAAGAAGCCCAUUAAACGUGAGGGCAGUCUGUCCGGCACCAGCCCCGGGGUUCGGUCCCCGGACCCUUCUUCCUCCUCUUCCUCACUCCAUCACGGUGGAAGCAGCGGGAUGACAUCACCAAACCUAAACGCCUACAAGCAGGAGGAGUGGGAGGGACCUCUGGAUUACACCAAACCCAACCGCCAAAGGGAGGAGGAAAUGGACGAGAUGGAGCACACAGGCCAGUCGUUUGUCUCGUCGGACGCAGAGGACUGUGACAUGAUGCAGGACUGUCUGGAAGACAGGAAGUACCCAGGAGAGGUUACGACUCCAAGCUUCAAAGUCAAGUUCCAGCCCAAGGAUAGCAAGAAAGAGCUGCUCUCCUGCCCUACACCUGGUUGUGAUGGCAGUGGUCACAUCACCGGAAACUAUGCGUCCCAUCGCAGUCUGUCUGGGUGUCCUCUCGCUGAUAAGAGCCUUCGGUCCCUCAUGGCGGCCCACACCCCUGAACUCAAAUGCCCCACUCUAGGAUGUGACGGCUCGGGUCACAUCACGGGAAACUACUCCUCCCACAGAAGUCUCUCUGGGUGCCCGCGUGCCAAGAAAAGUGGAAUUAAAACUCCUACCAAGGACAACCAGGAGGACUCCGAGCUUUUAAAAUGCCCAGUGCCGGGCUGUGACAGUUUGGGUCACAUCAGUGGGAAGUACGCCACACACCGAAGCGCCUACGGGUGUCCGCUGGCGGCGCGCAGACAGAAGGAGGGUCACCUGAACGGCACACCCUUCAACUGGAAGGCCUUCAAGACAGAGGGGCCUACCUGUCCCACCCCAGGUUGUGACGGCUCUGGACAUGCUAACGGAAGCUUCCUCACGCACCGCAGCCUCUCAGGAUGUCCCAGAGCCUUGUUCCCAAAGAAGAAGGCCAAGUACCCCUCAGAGGAUUACCUGAGCACCAAGUUCAGGGCCAGUGAUGUUUUGGACAACGAUGAGGACAUCAAGCAGCUCAACAAAGAGAUUAACGACCUCAAUGAAUCCAACAAUGAAAUGGAGGCUGACAUGGUCAACCUGCAGACUCAGAUCUCCUCCAUGGAGAUGAACCUGAAGAGCAUUGAGCACGAGAACAAGAUGAUCGAGGAGCAGAACGAAGCUCUGUUCAUGGAGCUGUCUGGGCUCAGCCGCGCUCUGAUCCGCAGCCUGGCUAAUGUACGCCUGCCACACAUGCAGGGACCAAUCACGGAGCAGAACUUUGACAGCUACGUGAGCACCCUGACCGACAUGUACACCAACAAGGACUGCUUCCAGAGCCCCGAGAACAAAGCUCUGCUGGAGAGCAUCAACAAAGCUGUGAAAGGCAUCAAAGUCUGAGGCUCGACACACACUAACACACAGAAUGCAAAACUGUCCUGAAGCGCUGGCUGGAGCGUGACUGAGGUGGAUAUGGAGGGACGGGGAAGAUGAAGGAGAGAGAUUUUGAAGUACUCUACAAUAUAUUGAAGUAUGAUUCAAAAACAAAAAAAAGGGAAUUCAGGUUAUUUAAAAUAAACGGCAACUUUAAAAAAAAAAAAAAAAAAAAAAAAGAUCAACCCAGGGAGCACUCUGUUAGAAGAAAAGUGACGCGGACCAAAAUCCACACCAUGCUGCUGCCGGGAUUAGGAGGAGGAAACCAGAUCCUUCAGUCAGAAUGGAUGGAAAAGAAGAAUAAUGUUACUAGAAACAGUAUCUGGGUUUUUUUUUUUUUUAAUAUGCUGUGUUGUUUACCUGUUGUCUCUCUUUUGUGUCCUGAACUGUUUUUGGAGAGGGGGUUUCACUGUCGAGCGGCCGAUCCGUUUUUUUCACGCUUCGUAUCAACUGAAACACGGAAGGAACGCAAACACGGGAUUGCUUACAGGAGCUUGGCGACAUGAAGAGGAGGACACGGAUGAAUUGAAGACUCUCAGUGCUGUCCUGUAGCACACACAGGACAUUGUGUGUGUGUGUGUGUGUGUGUGUGUGUGUGUGUGUCCUGUGUAUGUGUGUGUGUGUGUGUGUGUACACCGACUCCAGAUGCUCUCUGAUUCACGGCCACACACGCACACCUCGGCAUUAUGACGCAAGCGCUACACUGAAUUUGUAUUUGCUUUGUGGUAUUACUGCGGCAAAAGAUGUCAACAGUGCAAUGUUGACUCAGUUUUUUGGGGGGGGGGGGGAUCUUCAAGCAAGGUCACGAAACAGAUCCAGGAACAGUGUAGGUUGUUUAUUUUUCAUGGGACAGCUGAUAUGAUUUAAAAAGAAGCAAAUGAAAUCCUUUUAUUCCUUUUUUUUUUUUUUAACUGAAAUGAUAAUAGUAAUAGUGUGCACACAUUUCAAAUUCAGUUAGUCAUAUCAAUAGUAUUUAUCAACAUAGGAAUUGCACUUCAUUUCAAUGAAUAGUUUUGUGGUACAAUAAUGAUUGUUAUAUAUGAAUUAUUUAAACUUGUGAACUUUUAAAUUGUAACUUAUUGCCAUUUAUGUUAUUGAGGUUUAUUUAUUUGAAGUAAUCUAUUUAUUAACUUUGUUUUGUAAGACACACACACAAGAAAGCAUCCUUAUUGAUUAUUGUGGUCAAAGCGAUUUGCAGAUGUCGUAUGUCAAUAUUUUAAGAAUCUAUAUAGAUAACUGACGAGGCAUAUUUUGUUUUGAGUACUUUUUAAAAAACCUUUUUAAGUGCAGAUGUUUUAUAACUGACAAAAUCUUUUGAUAAUUUUACAAAAAAAAAAAUCUUAUCUUUUGGGGUUAUUCUUGUUUUUCUCCUCUUUGUUUAUGUUCUUUCUGUUAACUGCUACAUUCAGAAACCCACUGCUGAGGGGGGGGGGGGGGGAAAGAAAGUAUGUAUUUAUUAUUUAUUUAAUAUGAAAGAAAUUGACUGAUAUGGCUGUAUAUUUAUUUUGUUAUUUAUUUGCGUGAUGUGACGGUUGAGUCUGAGUAGUCUCAAAGAUCCACUGCUAAUAUUUAAAUAAAGAAACAAAAUCCAUACAAAUACUGUUUGAUUACUUAGGCUUUUACCUAGACAUACCAGCAGCUGAUUGUAAAGACAAACAGUAACCCAACAAAAGCAAUCACUGUUCUGUUGCUAUCUGGUCUCUGUGCAUUUGCUUUUGUCAGGUAAAAGAAAACCAGGAACAGUUAAAAAGUUAAAAAAUGUUACCUCUCCCGAGCGCUUUGUAGCAGCCAGCACUGGCUCACCCAAAACCUCUGUAAUGUACCAUAGAUGCUUAAGUCUUAUUUAUUAUUUUCAUCAGCACAAUGGUACAUAUAUAGAGCUCUAUUGCAGCAGUGGUUCAGGCUGGAUGUAUGGGUCUAAAACACACACACACACACACACACACACACACACACACACACAGGAUAUAGGAUGGCCUCCUUUGACAAACGUCUAUCAGAUAAACAUACACACCCUUGUAGCCUUACUCUAGAUUUUAAUUUUUUGACGCACAAAGUGCCACUAAAAAAGAAAAAAUGAAAAAAAAGAACUUUCUUUCCUGAUUCUUCGCAUUUCUGCAAUGUAACAAUGUCUGGUCCCAGGAAGACCACGGCAUCAAGAGAGUGGUGAUUGUUUCAGAUGCCUUUAUUUCUCCGCCAAGAUGGCCAUUAGUACAGUAAAUAUACAUUCUGUAUAAAUAGAUUUUAAAGAUGCUAUAUAUAUGAAUAUAAACAUACAUAUAUUUUUCCAGUGUAAUUGUUGACUUGCUCUUCUUCUUCUCUUGUAUUACCUUAACAAAGGAUCACUAGCUGUCUAGAAGAGAUGUGAGGGGUGUUAUCAAUAGGAGGCAGUUACACCUUAUUUAAUAUCACUAAGACCUGCUCAACUGUGGCUUUAAACAUACCAUUCACUCAAACUGAAGGCAAAGUAGGCAUUAUUGAUGAUACGGUACAAUACUUUGGAAGUGUUUUCAUUGUAGGUUUCCUUUUUUUUUUUUUUUUUUUUUAAAUCCCCAUUUCCUGUAUUUGUCUGUCCUUAAUCCAGAAAUGUCAAAAACUGUAUGUUGUACUACUGAAUCUGAGAAAUAACUGUCAAUUUGAAACUAGAUGGUUGGCUCUUUGUUCCUAAAUGUCAUGUGAGUUCAUGUAUAGUAAAAAAAAAAAAAAAAGAUGAUGCCUCUGAAUAAUGUUCUGCACAUAGUGUUUGGCAACAUUGUGCAGUUAUUGUAUUGUUACUAGUAAAGCCUGCUUGCUAUGAGCCCAUUCUCUCUAAUGUUGAGUCGAACAAGUAGGAGACUUUAGUGUAACCUGCCUUUGAGUGAUUUGUUGCAGCUACUGUGGUGUACAGUAUGAAACCCUUGUGUAACUCUGAUGUCAAAGGCAUGUUGUAAAUGUGCUCUUAGCCAAUGUAGAAUGAAACUCCUUUUGUGCACUUUCGGAAUAACCGUUGAAAAUGCCAGCAUUUGAGUCUCGACUUGUAAGAAACCCAGUAGAUCACGAGCAAUAGCAAGUACUCACCUCCACUGGAGGGCGCAUUGCAAAGCAUUGUCACACCUGUUUGUUGCUGUUCCCGUAGAAAACAACCUGUACAUUAUGUCACAUAAAGGCAUAUCUGUGAUUCAGGGGGUUCGGCUCGGGAAUGUAGAAAAGGGAAGCUGUACUUUCUUUUCCAAACAAAAAACGAAAACAAAAGAGAUUGACAGGAAGCGGAGUUUGGUUCUCAGGUCACCGGGGAGAGCUGCUUAAGCAGAACAGAGCAAUGCCAUAGGUCGGCCAGUUAGCUGAGGCUAGAGGCGAUGGCAGCGGCCGGAUCAAGGCCUCCUGCGAAACGAGAUGAGUGUGUGGGAGUGGGAAAUUGAUUUGCCAGGCAACACAAUCUCCCCUUGUUUUAGGAGGAGGCGUUUGUUGCAUAAAUAUGUGUCCAUCACUCAAAAGGAAUGUCAAAGCUUUUUUAUGACUUUUAACCCCCAACCCCAUCCCACCCCACCCCCCUUCCCCAUGUCUUGUGUAACCUUUCCUCAGGAAAGAUCAUGUUGAUGCAUUUGGUUAACAAAGUAGUAUGUUCUUCCUCUCUUGAAAAUGCACGAGAAUACUACCCGAGAGUGUUAAGACUGUGAAUAUUCUCCUAACUUAUUUAUUAUGUCAUGAUCCCUUUUAAACUGCUUGAUAAAAUUGUCUACCGAGGUAUGUAAAUGAAUAACACUGAGGCCAUGACACUAUGGCAUUUUCAAAAAAAAAAAUGUCAGCUGAGAAAGCAAAUGCAGCCUACGGUUGGUUCUGCGCCCACACACUGUUCUCCUUUUUACAGUGUUGUACUGAGUGAUGGAGUGUUGUGGAGUUGUAUUAUUCUAAAUAGCAAAGAAAUUGGAAAACAAACUUCAUCGGGGCCCAGUUUCCCUAGAGCACCUGGAAUGAAAACAAAUUUAACAUGAUGACACUUUUCAGGAAAAAAAAACAGCCCAGACCAAAAUCCAGCUGUGUGUUUAAGAGGGAAGGGGGGGGGGGUCACACCUUUGCAUCCUGGUUUCAUGUUAGGUACAGAUGUUUGUUUGCCAAGAGCAGAAUGGUCACACUUUGACACACACACCACGUAGAAAACGACUCAUAAUAAGAUAGAACUGUCUAGUUGAGUGGCACUUUUCACCAAGCUGAGCAAAACCAAAAGCCUCCAAACCACCCCCUGCCACCCAUCCCCAACUCCCCUCCCUGAAACGCCCCCUGCUGUAGUUACAAGCCGUGUGGUCUUAUCAUGUGUGCCUUUCUCACUUCACCCAUUUCAAGAUAUGGUAUGUUUACACUUGGCAAACCUAGUUCAAAUAGUGUUGACAACAUUUGGUCUGCAUCUCUAACCCAAAACUGUCGGGAAACCUGGGGGGAGGGUGUGUGUGUGUGUGUGUGUGUGUGUGUGUGUGUGGGGGGGGGGUUACUAUGUAUAGGGAAAUAAAAUAAAUGUCUUUUUACAUGCAAGUAGAGGCCAUUUUGUGACAGAGAUACAAACGAACAAGCUUCUGUUAGGAAAACAAAGAAACUGUGAUCUCAUUCUGUCGAUUCAGGUACCCAACUGCAUGACCAGUUUCUGUGAAGGAAAUCUGAAGAGCAUCAUCAUCAUCAUCAUCAUCAUCAUCAUCAUCGUCGUCAUCCCUAGAUAAUGCAUCAGUGUGCAGGGCGUUAUUUUGAAACGUGGAAGUCUCUGUACAUAUUUGUAUUAAGAAGAAACAGUGUUAUUGUUGUUGUAUUGAAGACAAGUUUAAAAUGGCAAAAAAAAAGAGAAAAGUUUGUGACAAAGAAAAAAAAAAUCCACAGCCAAGGGUUGUCCUGCUAGCACAUUUUUACAGAGAUGAGCUAUUUUUACUGGUGAUUUUCUAGGCACUGAUAUUGAUAUCCUUUUAAAAAAGUUACAAAACUUCCAAAAUUACAAGCACUUCCACAAGGAUAGAUUGUAUGGUAAUUUUUGUUACUUUUGUAGAUGUGGUCGUUCCUUUACUACUGCACCGUUUUGUAAAGUGGGACAGGCCUUGGCUGUGUGUCCUCGGGGUCUCAUGAUGUUUUUGUUGGGUUUUCUGUUUUUUUGAUUGGGAAGUAAAACACUGUAGAUGGGCCGAAUUUGUGACUGUGUGUUUGUGUACUUGUGUACAUGUUCCCCUGUUCCUGUGUCAGUGUUAUAAACCAGAGAAGUGAUGUCAGUUAUUGUGGGGGUAUGAACCAUUUUAAAUGUUCUCUAUGAAAAACACAAAUAAAGAAUCAUAGACAA